Molecule: messenger RNA, 1735 nt
Organism: Aplosporella prunicola CBS 121167
Lineage: Eukaryota; Fungi; Ascomycota; Dothideomycetes; Botryosphaeriales; Aplosporellaceae
Exons: 2
Coding region: 262-1386 (374 amino acids)
Biological process (GO): regulation of DNA-templated transcription
Molecular function (GO): zinc ion binding; DNA-binding transcription factor activity, RNA polymerase II-specific
Source: RefSeq, a predicted model, not a curated record
CAAUAAGCGCCAGCGCGCAAGGGAUGCGAACACCCCGCCGUCAGCUAUGCUGUCUUGGGUGCCUUGUGUCGUGCUCCGUGGAUAUCCCUAUUCUAGUAUGCUGCAAGGUGCCUUCCGCCUUUGGCGUGGGGGCUGCGGCGCUGUCUUCUACGCAAUCCAUGUUGCGUUCAUGAUGACAGCGCAAGCAGCUGCUUAAAAAGAUGGUAGCCGUCGGUACGGGUAGGGUGUCGAGGAGACGCCCCCUUCCCAAAAGAUAUAGACAUGCUACAAUCACCUUCCCCGCUGUCCUCGGUCUCCAACAAACACCGGUCGGCGUGCGAGAGGUGUCGCAGGCAAAAGCUUCGAUGUGAGCGACGCAGCACCGGGCAGGAGGUCUGCGACCGAUGCAGGCGGGCAAAUGCCGAGUGUACGACGUUCCCCAUUAGCCGCAUGGGCAGGCCUGCGCAUGUAGGACGGCAGCACCCAGAAUGUCGGACGCGUAAGAGUUCUGCGGCAUCGUCGGGAAGUGAAGAAGACCAGUUGUUAACUCCAGUGACCGUGUCGGAUUGGCUGGCCGUCGACUCUCCACAGCUUCCGGAAAUGGAUUCGUUCCUCUGGCUGGAUGAAACGCUCCGAGCCUCGGCAACAGCCCCGUUUCCCCCUCAGGACCUUGAACCCGGCUUGUUGGAUCUUGGUGAUCCCACCACCACUACCACCACCUCCACCGCAUCGCUGCUACCUCCAGACGAUACGCUCUUCGCCACCGACAAUAUUGGCCAAGCCGACUGGACUCGCCAGCUGCUGCAGCUCAACUUUCACCUUCACCACCUACGGAGUCACCACUCCGACUAUCACUCGGCGCAACUGGUGACGAGCAUGGUAACCCAGUCUCGGCAAUUCCUCUGCCUGAUCCGCAAGCUCCCCAGACGCUUGACCGAUCUGCCGACUUGUCUGUCGGUGCUCGCAUGCUACAUGAACCUCGUGCGCUUCUGCCAAAACGUCUUCGCCCGCGUGCACACUAGUCUCCAAGUUGGCGACUUUGCUACAGUCUCGUCGGCAGUACUGGAACUCCACAUUGGCAGUAUAAGCCUGGGUGAAGAUAUGGAAUUGCAGAUAUUUGUCCUCAUCCAAGUCGUCACGUACUUGCUCGGCACGCUCGGUAAAGAGCUCGGACUCCCGGCUGAGCACAGCAUCAAUCGCACCAAACCCGGCGAUAGCCGUGUGCUGGCUGAGAUUUUGACACCUGCCUUGGUAGGCCUGAUCAUUUGCAAGGAAAAGUGUGAUCCGGCCGGCUCUGCUACCCCUCAUUGCUCCACUGGGACAGCAAUUGAGGCGCUGAGAGAGGAAAUAAGGACGUUAAAGAGUGCCUUGAGCAACAUGAUGCACGGUGUCUCUCCCAUACUUUGAAAAAUGCUCUUAUACAAAAGACGGACCAUCCGGGGUUGUAUGGUGUCAUUCAUCUCGCACGACCAAACCGACCAGAUUUCAAUCACCGAUUUAAAAAAAGAAAAGAUUAAAAAGGCUCCCGUCAACCCGUAUACGUUUCAAUUUUCAUCACUUUAGGCAAAGACUGUACACAAUUUGAAACCUUUAGGUUAUCUGAGUACGCAGUCAAGAUUUGAUUACAACAAUCUUUAAGCAAGUCUGCAACUCUAAGCCAUUAAAAGUCAUUUAUCAGUGUAUUUAGCUAUGUUUUAAAUGCACCUUUGCAUGCAUUCACCGUUCAAAAAAACAGACAAUUUUUAAAAAAAACAGU